AUGCUGGCACCUAAGAAAAUGGGCAGAGGAAAUUCCACCUUGGUGAAUGAAUUUGUCCUCUUGGGAUUAACAAAUAGUCCAGAUCUUCAGCCCAUCCUCUUUGUGCUGUUCCUGGGGAUCUAUCUGAUCACCGUGGGAGGGAACCUUGGGAUGUUGCUAUUGAUCAGGAUAGAUUCACGCCUCCACACCCCUAUGUACUUUUUUCUUGCCAGUUUGUCCUGCUUGGAUUUGUGCUAUUCCACUAACGUGACUCCCAAGAUGUUGGUGAACUUCUUAUCAGAGAAAAAAAACAUUUCCUACACUGCUUGUUUAAUCCAGUGUUAUUUUUUCAUUGCCAUGGUGAUUACUGAAUAUUACAUGCUAGCUGUGAUGGCUUAUGACAGGUACAUGGCCACCUGUAAUCCUUUGAUUUAUAGCAGCAAGAUGUCCAAAGGGGUAUGCAUUUGCCUGAUUGCUGGUUCAUAUACCUACGGGUUCCUUAGUGGCCUGAUGGAAACCAUGUGGACAUACCGCUUGACCUUCUGUGGCUCCAAUGUCAUUAAUCACUUCUAUUGCGCUGACCCACCCCUCAUUCGACUCUCCUGCUCUGACACUUACAUUAAGGAGACAUCCAUGUUUGUGGUGGCCGGAUUUAACCUCUCCAACUCUCUUCUCAUAAUCCUCAUCUCCUACAUCUUCAUUCUCACUGCCAUCCUGAGGAUGCACUCUGCUGAAGGCAGGCACAAAGCUUUUUCCACCUGUGGGUCCCAUCUGGCGGCAGUGACUGUGUUUUAUGGGACCUUAUUCUGUAUGUAUGUUACACCUCCCACAGACCAGUCAGUGGAGCAGUCCAAAAUCAUUGCUGUUUUCUACACUUUUGUAAGCCCUAUGUUGAACCCCAUCAUUUAUAGUUUGAGGAACAAGGAUGUGAAACAAGCCUUUCAGAAACUGAUCAGAAGAAAGGUACUUUUGAACUAA
Molecule: messenger RNA, 957 nt
Organism: Cervus elaphus (red deer)
Lineage: Eukaryota; Metazoa; Chordata; Mammalia; Artiodactyla; Cervidae
Product: olfactory receptor 1030-like
Exons: 1
Coding region: 1-957 (318 amino acids)
Biological process (GO): G protein-coupled receptor signaling pathway; sensory perception of smell
Cellular component (GO): membrane
Molecular function (GO): odorant binding; G protein-coupled receptor activity; olfactory receptor activity
Source: RefSeq, a predicted model, not a curated record